CAAUGAUGAGUGUCUUCAAGUGUGAGACAGCACAGAAAAUGGUUGUUUUUCUAUUCCUUAUCACAUCAAGUGUUCUUGUAUCUGACUGCGUUAUAUCUUCAAUGGUGUUCGGACAGGUUGGGGAAACCAUUACCCUACCAUGUAAAUAUGAUAUUGACAGACACGGUAUAUUAAACAUUUGUUGGGGGAGAGAUCAGUCAUGGUUCACCUGUGAGAAUACACUCAUCUCCACUGACGGUUUGCAAGUUGACUACAGAGAGACGCCUAGGUUUAGCCUGGCUGGUAGGCUUGAACGAGGGGAUGUUUCGCUCACUAUCAAGGGCGCUAAGGAGAAGGAUGCUGGGCUGUAUGUGUGCCGAAUCGAGGUCCCUGGACUUUUCAAUGAUGCUAGUAACACUGUUUAUCUCUUCAUCAGCAAUAGACCGGAUCCGAAAAGAUUCACACAAUCGGCCCUUACAACAGCGAAGCAGGAAAAGCAAGUCUACUCUGUAUUCGACCCAAUCAGACUUACUACUGAAGAAUAUAUUAGAUCAGAAACAAGAAAUGCAGCAGAUGUUACUGACAUCCACGUAGGAAAAUCCAUUGCCGGGGUCCAAACCGAGGAAACAAUAGAAACAUUUGUCAUAAAUGCAGUGAGAGUGGGAGCAAUUGUCUUCAUCCCUGGUUUAAUCAUCAUAUUUCUGUUUAGACUGCGGCUCUCUAUACAACAAAGCAGAAGCAGGGGAAUAAACCCCUAAAACCAGCAGUUACAAAGCAUGAAUGUGGAGUGAUGUAGUCAGUGAUGACACAUUGUGGCUGUGUGAAGCACUUGUAUGAUGUAUGAAAAUUGUAUGGCUUGUUUUCAAACUGACUGUUAUAUUUUUAAUAGUAACUGAUCCGCAUAUUACAACAUAAUCAGACUUUUUAGAUGAAUCUGAGAUUACUUAUUUACAGCGACAUUAUUGUAAAAUGUAGAUAGUGGAACACAAUGCUUGUAAGUGUUCCAGGGUGAGGUCAUUUUAGUGGAAAUGUUUUUUAAAUACAGACCUCUUAACCCUGUCACGCAACCGUUUCUCAGAAAUCAAUUACUGUAUGUUUCUUUGUCCAAACUCCACAUGGCCUUAAUAAAGUUUUGAAUGUUUUAAGAACAUGAUUGGCUGGUUUAAUCACAAAGCAACAUGGUACAAUAGUGGCCUCUAGAGUCUGAUGCAGCUGUUUUUAAAAAGUUUAAUAAAAACGAGAACACCAAUGAUUUAGGCCUACGAUUAAAUAACAACAUGAAAUAGUUGGCUUAUAGUUUUAAUAAUACGGCUAUUAACAGUAAAGCGUCUCUCAGUUUGAACAAAUCUGUUUAGGUUACUCGAAG
Triplophysa dalaica is the source of this 1345-nucleotide messenger RNA. It is a transcript of the gene havcr2, whose product is annotated as hepatitis A virus cellular receptor 2. The transcript has 7 exons. Bases 3 to 737 code for a protein of 244 amino acids. The record is from RefSeq and is a predicted model, not a curated record. NCBI's taxonomy places the organism in Eukaryota, Metazoa, Chordata, Actinopteri, Cypriniformes, Nemacheilidae.